This is a messenger RNA of Dichotomopilus funicola, 1119 nucleotides long. Its product is annotated as putative hydrolase. The record is from RefSeq and is a predicted model, not a curated record. The coding region runs from base 1 to 1119 and encodes 372 amino acids. The transcript has 2 exons. NCBI's taxonomy places the organism in Eukaryota, Fungi, Ascomycota, Sordariomycetes, Sordariales, Chaetomiaceae.
AUGGAAUCGGAAGAAUACCCAGCCGAAGUCAUUCUCGAAGCGAUCGACACUAUGGCCACUUCCCAGCAACAAUCCUCCACUCCCAAGCGGCCCAAGGUGAUUUUGUUUGACAUUGGCGGCGUGUGUGUCAUCUCCCCCUUCCAAUCUAUCCUCAACUACGAACUCCGCCUCGGCAUCCCCCCAGGCUGGGUCAACUACUCCAUCUCACGCACCGCCCCGUCGGGUUUCUGGCACCGUCUCGAAACCGGCAGCAUCCCGCUCGACGCAGCCUUCUUCGAGGGCUUCAACCGCGACCUGCACGAUCCCGCGCGCUGGGAAGCCUUCUACCGCGCCCAGCACCAAGCGCGUCAGCCUUCUUCAUCCUCCCCCUCCUCGACUAAGGACCUCCAAAUCCCCCCUGUCCCCCAACUCGACGGCGAAUGGCUCUUCAACGACAUGAUGACCUCCGCCACGGCCCCCGACCCCUGGAUGCUCCCCGCGCUUAAGGCACUCCGCGCCAGCGGCGAGUACAUUGUUGCGGCGCUCAGCAACACGGUCAUUUUUCCACCUGGUCACCCGCUGGCUACCUGGGGCGGCGGCGACCAAGGGAGUAGCACCACCACCACCAGUACCACCGCCACCAGCAGCAGCACCAACACCAGCACCAGCAGCAACAGCACAGACACCGGCAACAACAACAUAGAAGACUUCGUCUCGAACGACCCCCUCCGCCAACUCUUCGACGUCUUCGUCUCCUCAGCCCACGUAGGUCUGCGCAAGCCCGACCCGCGUAUCUACCAGCUCGCCCUAGACCGCGUAGACGCCUUUGCGCGAGCCAACGCGGAUACAGAACGCGGUCAGCGAGCCGCAGCCGCCCUCACAGCAGCAGCUGCACUCCCAGGGAAUGGAGGAGGGGGAUGGAAAGAAGGCGUGCGCGCAGACGAGGUGGUCUUUCUGGAUGAUAUCGGGGAGAAUUUGAAAGCGGCGAGGGCGGUGGGGUUUGGGACGAUAAGGGUGCCGUUGGGGAGGGCGUAUGAGGCGGUGGAGGCUUUGGAGGGGGUUACGGGGUUGAGGCUGGCGGGAGGGCAUCCGAAGGUGCCGGUGAAGCCGGAUUAUGGUGGGGGGAGAUCGAAGAUAUAA